AUGUCUAAUACAGCUGAGAUCUGGAGUGCCCUGGGGACUCCGGCGCGAGCUGCUGCUCGCAUUCUGCUAGCCCCGCGCUACUUGAUCAAUGGCUUUUCGCGCCUCCGUGAGUGGAACGACAAUGCGUGGGCGCGAACACGGUACGGGCCGUCGUAUCGCUACCGUCUGUGGCUGCUGUUUGAUGCGCGAGAUCUGGAGGUGCUGGAGCAUAUAAUCAAUGAGGGUACUGAUAAGGAGGUACUUGAGCUGCGAGAAGCAAAGUUGGAGCAGUUUAGGCUUGUGGCUUUGGUUGGCGCAUUGCUAGCAACAUUAGCACUCCAGGCAAUGUCGCUGCCUCAGCUUUCUGAUACGACGUUUAUUGUUCGUUCUUGCUUUACACAAGGCACUAUGCUCUCCCUACUCGCUACAUUCUUCACCUGCAUUCAGCAACGCGAACUAGGCUUCGUUCGCACCGCGUCUUCACUGCGUAUAUGGCUUUCCAACGGCGUCCAGUAUCGCGAUUCCCGUGAGCAUCUCGUAUGGCAGAGUUCGCUUGCUUCUCUAACGCUAAUGGAGGCGCCUUAUGAGCUGAUCUCGCUGGCUGUUACUAACUUCGUAUGCGGUAUGUCGGCAUAUAUGUGGAGCGCUUGGAAGGAUAAUCUGCCAGUGCAAAAGGAGGAGGAUGUAUUGCGGAGGAUCGCGGUGUUGGUGUAUUUUGCGGUUGGGACCGGCUUUGCUUUUACGCUUUUUCCUGUGCUGCUGGGGAGCAAGGAUGAGGAAGGGAAGCUUGGUUGUAUGGAGAUGGAUAGUUUAAUAGAUGGGCAAGGCCAUGAUCAAGGAAGGUGGGAUGAGGGAAGGGUAGAGGUUCAGCAUAAGAGGGCUCGGUAG
Messenger RNA from Bipolaris zeicola 26-R-13, 867 nucleotides. RefSeq lists its product as uncharacterized. Lineage: Eukaryota; Fungi; Ascomycota; Dothideomycetes; Pleosporales; Pleosporaceae. Bases 1 to 867 code for a protein of 288 amino acids. The transcript has 2 exons. The record is from RefSeq and is a predicted model, not a curated record.